AUGGAGCAAGUCCACGGCGUCGACGUUAGCUGGAUGACCAAGGCGUCGCCAAAAGACAAAGCGAACAAACCGUCCACCUCGCCUCCAAAGGCGUCAUCAUCGGCUCCAGCGCAACCGCGAAAUGUUCCCACGCCGUCGCAAGAUGCUCGCAAUCCCCAAGGGACCCCUGUCGCAAAGGGAACGGGUACGCCUCUACAGCAGAAUGGGCAGCCUACUCCCAGCCCUACAAAUUCCACCGCUGCGUCAAAACGAACAUCACGAUCCGGCUCAAUAGACAAUAAAUCGGGGCCGAAUGGACCUCCCCUUCAGCGACGCAACUCAUGGUUCUCAAACAUCAUUCCUGCCAAAUUCUCUAGCUCCGCUACGUCGCCACCGAGCAAUACGGCGGCCCAUCACCAUUCUCUGCAUCAUCUUCACCACAAAGAGUCACAGCAGCAGACUGAAUAUCAAGCAUCACCAUCUCCAGCACCACCUCAGUCAUCCCAUACCUCGCCGUCUUCCGAUGAUACCCUUGAGUCGAUCCCACUGCCACCAAAGCUGAAUCCUACCAGAAAUGCUGUUCUGCAACAUGCCGCCGCGAAACCGGAAGGUAACAGCCCAUACACUCCAGCCCCGCCCAAGACCAGCCAAGCUGGCUUUCUUGGGGUCUUUCGACGUCUGUCCUCGUCAGGCAGCACCAGCAUGGUGAAUGGAAAGCUUGGAAAUGGCCUGGUCGAACGCAAGGUACUGAAUAUCGAUCAAAACCGCGAAAGAUGCAAUAUAUCGGAGCUGAAGGAUGCCAAGCUUAGACGGGUUUCAUUUUGCGUAGACGUGGAGAUUGCUCCCAUGCCAAAGUAUGCCGAUGGGGAGACUCGGGGAGCAAAACCGCUAGACAAGGCACAAAAGAAGAAACUCACAGAACAAGGCGAAGGAGCUGCGCUUAAGAACCCUCAGGCAGUUGAAGCCAACAAGGAGGCCGAGGAGGCUGCCAGACGGACCAACGGAAAUGGCAGCUCCAAACCCGACACGAACCACCCUAACAACGAAGGUAGAACACACGAUGGCGCUGCCGACGAAACUCCGUCUGCUGAGCCUGAAAAGGGAAAGGAGGUAUCGAAGAAGAAGGAGAAGAAGAAGAGAAGCGAGGAAGAACGGAAAGCUAGGAAAGAGAAGCGUCGAAAACUCGCCGAAGACAACGGUUCUGUGCCGAUCGAGAUUCACUAUGACAGCACCGACUCAUCAUCAUCAGAUACUCACAGCGGCGACACAACUCCAAAGUCGUCGUCUGAUCCAACCACAAAUCCUGCCAGGAUAUAUCGUCGUUGUUGUCAGCUGCGCGAAACUCCGAUUCUCAAGAAGAUCACGGAGCAAUUGAUGGACAAGGCCAACUCCAACUUCUCCGCUGGCACAGUCAACAAAUUGGACCUGACGGACUACUUUCUUCAGCUUCCAGACCUAAUCACGCUUGGGGACUAUCUCGCGGUGGUUCCCGUCAAGGAGGUCGUUUUGGAGAAUUGUGGCCUGGGCGAUGAGGGCCUUCGCGUGAUUCUUGCUGGUCUACUGGCAGCCAAGAUGCCUCCAACCUCGCGGCGUAAGAAGCCCAAACACGAGCUCGAGGCACGAGGUGGAGUUGUUGAGCGGCUCGUCAUAAAAAAUAAUAAGCUUGGACCUGACGGCUGGAAGCAUAUCUCUCUAUUCAUAUACAAGUGCCGAUCACUGAAGUAUCUCGACAUUUCGCACAUAGCCUUUCCCAGACAGGCGCCGGCUGUCAAGAAUGGCAACCUGCCAAAUGGCGUACAUAUUCCUCGCUCGAUAUCAGAUGUCUUCUCAAAGGCCAUGGCCGAUCGACUAGGUGGUUCAACUCUGGAGAUGGUGAAUAUGGGCGAGACGGAGCCCAGUAUGGAGCAGCUGGGCACAAUCAUGGACGGCAUUAUCAAGUGUGGUGUUCGACGACUGGGCUUGGCACACAACUCUCUGGAUGCAGACGGUAUCAAGCAUGUGGUAAGGUACUUGUCUGGCGGGUUCUGCGAGGGUCUAGAUCUGGGCGGAAACGACAUCAACGAGCACAUCGAGACGUUGGCCGGCUGCUUGGACGAGCACCAUCCCAUCUGGGCGCUGAGCCUGUCCAGCUGUAGUCUGACUCCAUCGAGUCUCGGGAAGCUGUUGCCGGUAAUUGCCAAGCUGAGAGGCUUUCGAUUUAUCGACCUUUCCCACAAUCAAGAACUGUUCCAGACAGAACCCAGUGCCCUUGGCCUCUUGAGAAGAUAUCUCCCCAAGCUGGAAGAUUUAAAACGAAUCCACUUGCAGGACGUCAACAUGAGCCCGGAGCAAGCCAUCGCGCUACUCGAGGUCUUGCCGGAAGCGCGCAACCUGGCACAUAUCAACUUGGUGGGCAAUAGUGAUCUGGUGAGGCUUGCGGACGCCAAGACGGAGGAAGCACAGGAAGAAGCUUGCGCCUUGUAUGCGUCGCUGAUGGCGGCAGCGAGAAUAUCCAGGAGCCUGAUAUGUGUGGACAUUGAAGUGCCGAGUAGAGAAUCGGGAGAGGUUGUCAAGGCCAUGGCGAAGCAGGUGGUGGCGUACUGUCUCCGCAACAUGGAGAGGAUUCCCGACACGAGCAUCAGCACCAUUGCAGCGAGCGCCAUGUCCGAGUCGCAGUCGGAGCUGCGGGAUGCCAAGAUAGCUGCGUACCCCGACGUCAUUGCGCAUCUUGUGGGCCACGACGUGCUGGAGCAAGACGGGGCAGAGGAAGAGCGUGAAGACGCGCCAGACGAAGAUUACGUCAUCGGGGGCACCGGCGUGGUCAAGGCCCUGGCGUUCUGUCUCAAGAACCGAGGCGACGACUCCCAGCGACAGUCGGCAGAGCUGGGCAGGAGCAGGGAGGACGGCAGCGACUCUGGGGCGCUGCCUGGCCUCGCGACUGGCGGCAAGGCCAAGGACAUGUCGAAGCAUCUGCUGGCGGGGGCGAGAAAGAUUCGACAGCGCCUGCAGCCAGCGUUGCACAAGGCCAGGGCCGAGCCGGGCGACGAGGUGAACCUGCGCAAGCUCACGUUCCUAGAUGAAACGCUGCAAGGCAUCAUCAAGAGGUUCGAAGACGAAUUUCCCGACACGCGGGAGGCGUUGCCAGAUGCAGUGGCGAGCAGCGAGCUGCGCAAGGCGUCUUGGACACUGAGCGAGGAGCCACUGCAGGCCGGACCGACGGCAGAAGACUCGGCAGUCGCGGUGUCGGACGGAGAAGAGGAGGCGGAAAUGCAGGCGCCCAAGCCGCUGUCCCGGUCCAAUUCGAUGCUGUCCAGGGAACUAGCGGAGGAGGAAGGACGGAUGCUCCGUGCUGGACACCGUUUCCGGUCCGGAUUCGUGGGCAAGGAGCAAUUCGACCUCAUCAGCACGAUUGACGACAUCGGAUCGGAUCCGAAACACUGUCAAAUGCUGGUGGACCUCGCGGAAGACAUUGGCGGGGAGUUUCUUGAAAAGGUCAAGGAAAAGGGAGCAGUGCGAGCGUUCAAGGAAGACAAGGACGCGCUCUUUGGCAGCAUGAGGGACAGCGAUCCGGAGCACUGGGGACGAUUCGUGGAGGCUCAGCAGAAGGCGCGAGCCAACAUCACGGUGCCCUCGGAAAAGCACGGCGCAGAGGGACGGCAGCUGGCGGACGAGAAUGCGAUUGCGGACUGA
Molecule: messenger RNA, 3648 nt
Organism: Metarhizium album ARSEF 1941
Lineage: Eukaryota; Fungi; Ascomycota; Sordariomycetes; Hypocreales; Clavicipitaceae
Product: Leucine-rich repeat, ribonuclease inhibitor subtype
Exons: 3
Coding region: 1-3648 (1215 amino acids)
Biological process (GO): activation of GTPase activity; nucleocytoplasmic transport
Cellular component (GO): perinuclear region of cytoplasm; nucleus; cytosol
Molecular function (GO): small GTPase binding; GTPase activator activity
Source: RefSeq, a predicted model, not a curated record